This is a messenger RNA of Linum trigynum, 10737 nucleotides long. NCBI's taxonomy places the organism in Eukaryota, Viridiplantae, Streptophyta, Magnoliopsida, Malpighiales, Linaceae. The record is from the annotation of a GenBank genome assembly.
CUACGCCGAUGAUUAAGUCAAUUAAGCACCGAAUUGGGCCAAUAUAUUUUGUGAUGGCAUUUUCGUAAUUAUUUGAGCAAUUUUUUUCGAAAGGCCACUUUCCUUGGAUUUUGAAGGAUAAAGAUGGUGGUUCGGCCUGAGGCUAUUCUUCAACGACGAUUAAGUCCAUCCAGGGCCAAUUUGGGCGGAUUUCUUCCGGGUCCAUUAUUGGCAGACUCCAAAGUGGUACCAUCACAGAUUUUGGGCGAUUUUUCCAAAAUGCCAUUUUCUUUUGAUUUUGGAGGCUACAGAUCACGGAAUCGGCUCGAUGCUAUUCUCCACCGAUAAUAAAGUCUAUUGAUCCUAUUCUGCGCUGAUAAUUAAGUCAAUUAAGCACCGAAUUGGGCCAAUAUAUUUUGGGAUGGCAUUUUCAUAAUUAUUUGAGCAAUUUUUUUCGAAAGGCCAUUUUUCCUUGAUUUUGAAGGAUAAAGAUGGUGGGAUUCGGCCUGAGACUAUUAUUCAACGACGAUUAAGUCUAUCCAGGGCCAAUUUGGGCAGAUUUCUUCGGGGUCCAUUUUUGGCAGACUCCAAAGGGGUACCAUCACAGAUUUCGGGCGAUUUUUCCGAAUUGCCAUUUUCUUUUCAUUUUGGAGUCUACAUAUCACGGAUUCGGCUGGAUGCUAUUCUCCACCGAUAAUAAAGUCUAUUGAUCAUAUUUUGCGCCGAUGAUUAAGUCAAUUAAGCACCGAAUUGGGCCAAUAUAUUUUGGGAUGGCAUUUUCGUAAUUAUUUGAGUAAUUUUUUUAAAAGGCCAUUUUGAUUGGAAUUUAAAGUAUAAGGAUGGUGGAUUUGGUCUGAGGCUAUUCUUCAACGACGAAUAAGUUCAUCCAGGGCUAAUUUGGGCGGAUUUCUUCCGGGUCCAUCUUUGGCAGACUCCAAAGGGGUACCAUCACAGAUUUCGGGCGAUUUUUCCGAAAUGUCGUUUCUUUCGAUUUUGGAGUCUACAGAUCACGAAUUUAGAUCGAGGCUAUUCUCCACCGAUAAUAAAGUCUAUUGAUCCUUUUUUGGGCCGAUAAUUAAGUCAAUUAAGCACCGAAUUAGGCUAAUAUAUUUUGGGAUGGCAUUUUCGUAAUUAUUUGAGCAAUUUUAUUCGAAAGGCCAUUUUGUUUGGAAUUUGAAGUAUAAGGAUGGUGGAUUCGGCCUGAGGCUAUUCUUCAACGACGAUUUAGUCCAUCCAGGGCCAAUUUGUGCGGAUUUCUUCCUGGUCCAUUUUUCGCAAACUCCAAAGGGGUACCAUCAUCGAUUUCGGGCGAUUUUUCCGAAAUGCAAUUUUCUUUCGAUUUCUGCCCAAAUUGGCUCUUAAUGGACGUAAUCUUCAUUGAAGAAUAGCCUCAGGCUGAAUCCGUGAUCUGUAGCGCCUUCAAAAUCCAAAGAAAAUGGCCUUUCGUCGACCAAAUUUUUUUGAAAAUGCCAUCCGAAAAUAAAUUGCCCCAAAUCGGAACUUAAUGGACUUAUCAAUGUAAAGAAUAAGAUCAAUAGACUUUAAUAUCGGUGGAGAAUAUCCUUGGCCUGAUUCCGUGAUCUGUACCCUCCAGAAUCGAAAGAAAAUGGCAUUUCGAGAAAAUCGCCCAAAAUUUAAGAUGGUACGUACCCCUUUGGAAUCUGCAAAAAAUCGACCCGGAAUAAAUCUGCCCAAAUCUGUUCUUAAUGGACGUAGUCGUUGUUGAAGAAUAGUCUCAGGACGAAUCCGUUAUCUGUAGCCUUCAAAAUCCAAAGAAAAUGGUCUUUCAUCGCCCAAAAAAUUACGAAAAUAUCAUCCGAAAAUAAAUUGCUUCAAAUCGAAGCCUAAUGGACUUAUCAUAUGUGGAGAAUAGGAUCAAUAGACUUCAAUAUCGGUUUCAAAUAGCGUCGGCCUGAAUCUGUGAUCUGUACCCUCCAGAAUCAAAAGAAAAUGGCAUUUCGAGAAAAUCUCCCAAAUCUGUGAUGGUAACCCUUUGCAAUCUGCCCAAAAUCAACCGGGAAUAAAUCCGCCCAAAUUGAUUCUUAAUGGACGUAAUCGUCAUUGAAGAAUAGCCUUAGGUCGACUUCGUGAUCUAUAUCCUUCAAAAUCCAAAAAAUUUGCUUUUCAUAGCCCAAAAAAUUACGAAAAUGCCAACUAAACAUAAAUUGGCCUAAAUCGGAACAUAAUGGACUUAUCAUCCGUGGAGAAUAGGAUCAAUGGACUUCAUUAUCGGUGGAGAAUAGCCUCAGCCAGAAUCGGUUAUAUGUAGCCUCCAGAAUUGAAAGAAAAUGGCAUUUCGAGAAAAUCACCCGAAAUUUAUACUGGUAUCCCUUUGGAAUCUGCCAAAAAUCGACCCGGAAUAAAUCCGCUCAAAUCUGUUCUUAAUGGACAUAAUCGUCGUUGAAGAAUAGUCUCAGGUCGAAUCCGUGAUCUGUAGCCUUCAAAAUUCAAAGAAAAUGGUCUUUCAUCGCCCAAAAAAUUACGAAAAUGCCAUCCGAAAAUAAAUUGCUUCAAAUCGAAGCUUAAUGAACUUAUCAUAUGUGGAGAAUAGGAUCAACAGACUUUAAUAUCGGUAGAAAAUAGCCUCAGCCUGAAUCUUUGAUAUGUACCCUCCGGAAUCAAAACAAAAUGACAUUUCGGGAAAGUCUCCCAAAAUCUGUGAUGGUACCCCUUUGGAAAAAGCCAGAAAUCUAACCGCAAUAAAUCCUCCAAAAUUGAUUCUUAAUGAACGUAAUCGUCGUUGAAGAAUAGCCUCAGGCCGAAGCCGUUAUCUGUAGCCUUCAUAAUCCAAAGAAAAUGGCCUUUCGUCGCCCAAAAAAUUACGAAAAUGCCAUCCAAAAUAAAUUGACCAAAAUCGGAGCUGAAUGGACUUAUCAUAUAUGGAGAAUAGGAUCAAUAGACUUUAAUAUCGAUGGAGAAUAGCCUCGGCCUGAAUCUGUGAUCUGUACCCUCCAGAAACGAAAGAAAAUGGCAUUUCGUGAAAAUCGCCCAAAAUCUGUGAUGGUACCAUUUGGAAUCUACCCAAAAUCGACACAGAUUAAAUCCGCCCAAAGUUGUCCUUAAUGGACGUAGUCGUUGUUGAAGAAUAGUCUGAGGAUGAAUCUUUGAUCUGUAGCCUUCAAAAUACAAAGAAAAUGGCCUUUCAUCGCCCAAAAAAUUACAAAAAUGCCAUCCGAAAAUAAAUUGCCCCAAAUCGAAGCUUAACUGGCUUAUCAUAUGUGGAGAAUAGGAUCAAUAGACUUUAAUAUUGGUGGAUAAUAGCCUCGGCCUGAAUCCCUUAUCUAUAGCCUCCAAAAUCGAAAGAAAAUGGCAUUUCGGGAAAUCGCCCAAAAUCUGUGAACUACCCCUUUGGACUCUGCCAAAAAUCGACCUGGAAUAAAUCCGCCCAAAUUGGUUCUUAAUGAACGUAAUCGUCGUUGAAGAAUAGUCUCAGGCCGAAUCCGUGAUCUGUAGCCUUCAAAAUACAAAGAAAAUGGCCUUUCAUCGCCCUAAAUAUUACGAAAAUGCCAUCAGAAAAUAAAUUGCCCCAAAUCAAAGCUUAAUGGAGUUAUCAUAUGUGGAGAAUAGAAUCAAUAGACUUUAAUAUUGGUGGAGAAUAGCCUUCGCCUGAAUCCGUGAUCUGUACCCUUCAAAAUCGAAAGAAAAUGACAUUUCGGGAAAAUUGCCCAAAAUCUGUGAUUGCACCCCUUUGGAAUCUGCUGAUGACUCGGUAUUUGCACAUGUUUUCCCCUUUGUUUCUUGAUUGUUUGAGCUUGAAUUAUUGCGUCCUUGGACUAUUUUACGCUAAGUUGUGUUCCUUUGUCACAUUUCAGGUCCUAGCACAUAAAGUGAAGCAUAGGCGCAAGUUUCAAAUCAAUCAGAGAUCAAUUGACGAUUCGGGAGAAGAAACUCGGGCAUGACCUGAAGAAGAAUGGAUUUCUACCUCAAUUUAUGGACAAAGAAUCAUGCAAGCUUGUCAUGAAAAGAAAGAGGACGAGACUACGAGCGUCUGGGAUCAAACGGGGACUGAUUCGGAGUCCGGACGAGGGAGAAACGAAGCAUUAAGCAGAGGCUGAGCAAGCCACACGGGCAGAGCAGAAAAUCCACUCGGCCGUGCAAGGUGAUCUGCACGGCCGUGCAAGGUGAGCUGCACGGGCGUGCGACCCUGGCCGUGUAAGAAGCCGGAAUUCAACUAAUUGAUACGCUGCGUUUUGACCAACACGGACAACUGGGUGAGCUGCACGGCCGUGCGGCCUGCCCGUGUGAGUCGGGAUUUUUUGGUUUUAAGCCAAAUUUCGAGCCAAAGGAGGGGAGAGCUGGGUUUUUGGUUCCCAAACACCCAAGGGACGAACCCUAGAGAGAGAGAGCGACUUUAGAACAUUCUUGGAGCUACUUUGGAGGAUUUCUUUGCCAUUGGAGCUCGGGAAUCAAGCUUGAAGAUGGAGAUUGAAGAUCUAGAUCAGAUUUCUGCAGUCUCUCCCUUCUCUAUGGAGUAACUUCCCUUCAUUUAGGUUUUGAGGAACCCUAGUUCCAUGAGUUAGGAUCUUUCUUGUAUGAAGUUUUGGAUGCUAUAUUGUUUGAUUAUAAUCGAAUGAUGCAUGUUUAUUGAGUCAAUUGAAGUCUGAUCAACUUUUCAUGAUUCCUGCUGCAACCUGAGAUAGAUAGAAUCUGAUUAGGUUGCUAGAGUCUCAUCAUUCGGUAGUAGGAGAUUGGCUAUACGAGAGUUAGCCAGUUUACUGCUUUGUACUGGAAUCCAAUUCCAGUAGUGGAGUUCUGUGCUUAUUGCUUCAGCUUUCUAUCCCGGUGAAGACUAGUCGUCUGCCGGAUAGUUAGACUGAGAGGGCUUGGUCAGCUUAAGAGAUUCCAAGCUACUGGAUCUUCCGCACUUUAAUCAACAGUAAAACAACCAAAAGGAAUUACAACUUGGACCUAAUUGAGGAGCUAGGGGGAAUCAUACCUAAGUGAGUUCCCAAACUGUAAUUAGUAGUUUUACUUAGUUUAGUUAGUAGAGUAGUUUAGUUAAUCAAUCCUUAAUCUAGUUUGCUAGAUAAUGAACUGAAGCUGAGUAAUAGUAACUCUAGAGACCCGUGGAUUCGAUAUUUAUUACUUGUACCACUAUACUGCAGUCCCUUUCAUUGGUUACACUUGGCCAUUGUUAGGUGUUGUGUUUUAGCGAGUCAAGUUUUUGGCGCCGUUGCCGGGGACUUUCUAGAUUAUUAGGAAAGGCAGAAGUUUGUUACUUUAGCGUUUUUCUUUUGUUUUCCACCCUUGCUUUUCACUUGGGUGUUUUUUGUUUUUUGUUUUUGUUGGUGCAGAUCUGAAUCAUGGAUCCUCAUGGCUUCUCCAACAAUUGGGGGUAUCCACCACCACCCGAGUGGUAUUACCCCGAGACUCCCUACAGCAAUCAAGGAGGAGAAGAUUAUGGAUUCGGGUUCCAGUACCAACCCCCUUUCUACGGAGAACAACCAGACCCCUGGGCAUAUCAAGAACAACCUCAUUACCAAGAAGAAUUUUUCCCACAACCAGGAGGGCCAUCGGAGCUGGAGUUACCCAUGGCGGCCUUCACGGGCCAUUCUGUAGAGCCGUGCUACACUCUACAGCCAGAUCCAAACUAUGAAUUGAGGCUUCUCGUGGAGCAGUUCGCUCGAGACACUGAGAGAUCAUGCUCCAAGAUGGAUCUUCAAAUCAAAGCCCUUGCUGCUUCCGAUCCCUCAUUUCUCCAUGAUAUGGAGGAGACUGUUCAGCGCUCAGCGAAGCAAACAGAGUGGGUGGAGCAAGUUUUCUCACAUCUUGCUCAAGAUCACCUUUCUGCUACCACGCUAGAAGAGGUGGAGGAUGACAAAGGCUACGGGAGCAUUGAGGAACAUACAGAAGUUAUCACAGAGAACUCCCAUGAUAAUCAUGAUCAGGAAAGUCCUUUGGUUGCAGAUCACACCUUUCCUCAUUUAUGCUCUAACAUGCUGGGCCCAUGUGAGGAGAUGCAAGAUGAUCCCAUUGAAGAAAUUGCUUGGCGACUUGCUCUCCAAUCUGUUCUAGAAGAAGAAGAGCGAGCAAGGAUGAGGAAGGAAGUUGUGGAGGAUGAGGAAGAAAGAAAAGAAGAGGUGGUUCUUGAUCUUUUCCCAGGGGAGAGACCACAUUUUGAAGAAGGAAGGGGGGUUGAGGAAGCAAUUGGCGUCCAGGCUGAGGAUGAAGUUGAGGUGGAAGAGGCAUGCACCGGCCAUGAGUUACAUGUGAUAUCUCCACCAAACUUCGAGGAGCUGCUUGGCAAGGACCCAUUUGCAGUGUCUCUUUGCCAGACCAAGGCCACAUCAACAUCGGUCCCUUUUGGUGGACGUGAUGGUGGCCAAUCGAUGCUGUCUUAUCUGGUUUGGGGCAAUGAGACGAGAGAAGAGAAGAAGAGGUCUCGAGGGUGGAGACUUCAUCUGCAUCAAGUGCACGAGCUUCCAUCACUAGUCAUACCACAUGCUCGUGACUUGCGACUCCACCUCAUUGACGAGAACCUCAACUUCAAGGAGGUUCUAGCAUGGACCAAAACUUAGGAGCCAUCGUCCGGCUCACGACGUGAAAGAAGUGCUUGUUGGGAGGCAACCCAACCAGUCGGUUUGCAUUUCUUUCUCUAUUUCUCCUCGGUUGAGUCAGUUUUGUUAUUUGAUUUUAGAGUCAAUAACUCAACCUUUGUGAGAUUUUGUGUGGUGUUUGCGUUCUGAUUACUCUCUCUUCCUGGAAUGCACCGCCUGACCCGUCCAUCAUCAUUCACCCUUGAUCUGGUAACUUCGUUCUACCCUUCUUAUCUUUCCUCCAUUGAGGACAAUGUCGUGCUUAAGUGUGGGGGGAUGUUCAAUUAUGUAUGCGGGUGAAUGUUUGGCUGUUUGUGUGCUUGGAGCCUAGUCCACUGUCCAAAUUUUUAAAUUUAAGGGCUCCAAGUACAUGUUUCCUUGCAAAUUGCCUGCUCAGUAUGCUUUGAAUUGACACUCUCUAUAGUAAUGUGCAACCUAGGGAGGUAGUGUAGCACUAUGGAGGAUGUUGAAGUAUAAGAUUUUUCCUAUCUAGCUCUCUGCUGUGUCAGUUGAUUUUGUGAAUUAGUGGAGCUAAGACCAUUGAAUUCAUGUGGUAAUGGUGACUCUGUUUGGAUUGUGUUAUGGACUCGUGUAUCGAACAGGGUGCUCAUGUGGAAAAUGGGAAGCGGUUGGUCCUCCAUGUCAAAAUCAUUAAAUCUUAAACAUGGGGUAAGCCCAACGUGUGUGGCACCGUUUAUUGCACGAAAUCGGGUUUUGGAGGAGAUUUUAGUGAUCCUUAGUGGGGUACUCCUACAAGGUGAAGCUAAGCUGUCUCUAGUACAAAUAAAACUUCCACCCGUUGAACGGUUUGCCUACUUGAGGAUGUGUUUUUAAGGGCACGGAUAGAGCUUCCGACCCCCCUUAAUUUCAUUGACCCUCCACAUGAGUUGAGGAAAAGGAGUUAAAAGAAGUACUCUGCCGAGCGCCAGAUGUACAGAAAUUGCUCUUGCUCGACUAAUAAGGGUCGACCGUGCAAAAGACUGCAGUUGGAACCCCCGCCAAGUGAAUGAAAAAGAAAAAAAAAGUAAAAUGAAAGUGAAAAAGGGGUUCCAACGGUGAAAUGAAGUGAAAGAUCACCCCGGUACAACGAGUCCUUGGUUGUGAAUGGUGUGAGUCCCUUUAUCCAUGAACUGACUGUCUUACUUCUACUUUUUCUCAUGAUCCUGGCUUGAGUCUAGUACUCGCAUUGAGAGAGAUAGGGAACGUCUUAGAAGACCAGUUGACCUCGUAAGCUGCUAUAAGAUCUAGGAAAUCCUCUACCGACGAUCGGGGUUUUAUGUUGCUAUAGAGCUUUGGAGAGCUGCAUUGGUUUGAGUUAGGUUUGCUUGGGGACAAGCAAACAGUUAAGUGUGGGGGGAUUUGAUGACUCGGUAUUUGCACAUGUUUUCCCCUUUGUUUCUUGAUUGUUUGAGCUUGAAUUAUUGUGUCCUUGGACUAUUUUACGCUAGGUUGUGUUCCUUUGUCACAUUUCAGGUCCUAGCACAUAAAGUGAAGCAUAUGCGCAAGUUUCAAAUCAAUCAGAGAUCAAUUGACGAUUCGGGAGAAGAAACUCGGGCAUGACCUGAAGAAGAAUGGAUUUCUACCUCAAUUUAUGGACAAAGAAUCAUGCAAGCUUGUCAUGAAAAGAAAGAGGACGAGACUACGAGCGUCUGGGAUCAAACGGGGACUGAUUCGGAGUCCGGACGAGGGAGAAACGAAGCAUUAAACAGAGGCUGAGCAAGCCACACGGGCAGAGCAGAAAAUCCACACGGCCGUGCAAGGUGAGCUGCACGGGCGUGCGACCCUGGCCGUGUAAGAAGCCGGAAUUCAACUAAUUGAUACUCUGCGUUUUGACCAACACGGGCAACUGGGUGAGCUGCACGGCCGUGCGGCCUGCCCGUGUGAGUCGGGAUUUUCUGGUUUUAAGCCAAAUUUCGAGCCAAAGGAGGGGAGAGCUGGGUUUUUGGUUCCCAAACACCCAAGGGACGAACCCUAGAGAGAGAGAGCGACUUUAGAACAUUCUUGGAGCUACUUUGGAGGAUUUCUUUGCCAUUGGAGCUCGGGAAUCAAGCUUGAAGAUGGAGAUUGAAGAUCUAGAUCAGAUUUCUGCAGUCUCUCCCUUCUCUAUGCAGUAACUUCCCUUCAUUUAGGUUUUGAGGAACCCUAGUUCCAUGAGUUAGGAUCUUUCUUGUAUGAAGUUUUGGAUGCUAUAUUGUUUGAUUAUAAUCGAAUGAUGCAUGUUUAUUGAGUCAAUUGAAGUCUGAUCAACUUUUCAUGAUUUCUGCUGCAACCUGAGAUAGAUAGAAUCUGAUUAGGUUGCUAGAGUCUCAUCAUUCGGUAGUAGGAGAUUGGCUAUACGAGAGUUAGCCAGUUUACUGCUUUGUACUGGAAUCCAAUUCCAGUAGUGGAGUUCUGUGCUUAUUGCUUCAGCUUUCUAUCCCGGUGAAGACUAGUCGUCUGCCGGAUAGUUAGACUGAGAGGGCUUGGUCAGCUUAAGAGAUUCCAAGCUACUGUCGGAUCUUCCGCAGUUUAAUCAACAGUAAAACAACCAAAAGGAAUUACAACUUGGACCUAAUUGAGGAGCUAGGGGGAAUCAUACCUAAGUGAGUUCCCAAACUGUAAUUAGUAGUUUUACGUAGUUUAGUUAGUAGAGUAGUUUAGUUAAUCAAUCCUUAAUCUAGUUUGCUAGAUAAUGAACUGAAGCUGAGUAAUAGUAACUCUAGAGACCCAUGGAUUCGAUAUUUAUUACUUGUACCACUAUACUGCAGUCCCUUUCAUUGGUUACACUUGGCCAUUGUUAGGUGUUGUGUUUUAGCGAGUCAUCUGCCUAAAAUUGACACGGAAUAAAUCCGCCAAAAUCGGUUCUUAAUGGACGUAAUCGUCGUUGAAGAAUAGUCUCGGGUCGAAUCCGUGAUCUGUAGCCUUCAAAAUGCAAAGAAAAUGGUCAUUCAUCACCCAAAAUAUUACGAAAAUGCCAUCCGAAAUUAAAUUGCUUCAAAUCGAAGCUUAAUGGACUUAUCAUAUGUGGAGAAUAGGAUCAAUAGACUUCAAUAUCGAUGGAAAAUAGCAUCGGCCUGAAUCUGUGAUCUAUCCUCUCCAGAAUCGAAAGAAAAUGGCAUUUCGGGAAAAUCUCCCAAAAUAUGUGAUGGUACCCCUUUGGAAUCUAUCAGAAAUCGACCAGCGAUAAAUCCUCCCAAUUUGAUUCUUAAUGGACGUAAUCGUCGUUGCAGAAUAGCCUCGGGGCGAACCCGUGAUCUGUAGCCUUCAUAAUCCAAAUAAAUGGCCUUUCGUCGCCCAAAAAAUCACGAAAAUGCUAUCUGAAAAUAAAUUGGCCCAAAUCAAAGCUUAAUAGACUUAUCAUAUAUGGAGAAUAGGAUCAAUAGACAUUAAUAUCGUUGGAGAAUAGCCUCGGCCUGAAUCCGUGAUCUAUACCCUCCAGAAUCGAAAGAAAAUGACAUUUCGGGAAAUCGCCCAACAUAUGUGAUGGUACCCCUUUUGAAUCUGCCCAAAAUUGACACAGAAUAAAUCUGCCCAAAUUGGUUCUUAAUGGACGUAGUAGUCGUUGAAGAAUAGUCUCAGGAUGAAUUCGUGAUAUGUGGCCUUAAAAAUCCAAUGAAAAUGGCCUUUCAUUGCCCAAUAAAUUACGAAAAUGACAUCUGAAAGUAAAUUUCCCCAAAUCGGAGGUUAAUGGACUUAUCAUCUAUGGAGAACAGGAUCAAUAGACUUUAAUAUCGGUGGAGAAUACACUCGGCCAGAAUCCGUUAUCUAUAGCCUCCAGAAUCAAAAGAAAAAGGCAUACCGAGAAAAUCGCCCAAAAUCUGUGAUGCUACCCCUUUGGAAUCUGCCAAAAAUCGACCUCGAAUAAAUCCGCCCAUAUUGGUUCUUAAUGGACGUAAUCGUCGUUGAAGUAUAGUCUCAGGCCUAAUCCGUGAUUUGUAGCCUUCAAAAUCCAAAGAAAAUGGUCUUUCAACCCAAAAAAUUAUGAAAAUGCAAUCCGAAAAUGAAUUGCCCCAAAUCGAAGCUUAAUGGACUUAUCAUAUGUGGAGAAUUGGAUCAAUAAACUUCAAUAUCGGUGGAAAAUAGCCUCGGCCUGAAUCUGUGAUAAGGGUCCUCCAUAAUCGAAAGAAAAUGACAUUUCGGGAAAGUCUCCCAAAAUCUGCGAUGGUACCCCUUUGGAAAAAGCCAGAAAUCGACCCGCAAUAAAUCCUCCAAAAUCGAUUCUUAAUGAACGUAAUCGUCGUUG